Molecule: messenger RNA, 2403 nt
Organism: Chenopodium quinoa (quinoa)
Lineage: Eukaryota; Viridiplantae; Streptophyta; Magnoliopsida; Caryophyllales; Amaranthaceae
Product: zinc finger CCCH domain-containing protein 47-like
Exons: 2
Coding region: 238-2133 (631 amino acids)
Molecular function (GO): metal ion binding; protein binding
Source: RefSeq, a predicted model, not a curated record
ACUUAAAAGAAAGAAGGGCGAAAGCAGAAAAGUCACACUUUCCUCCCUUCUUCCUUUGGCCGGUGCUCCUUUCCUUUAUAAGAGCCGCCCUUACCUCUCUCUCCUCCAAAACAACACCAGAAUCACUCAUUCAUUAUUCACUCAAUUUCUUCUCAGUCAAACCUAUCAUAUAUAUUUUCCAUAUUGAUUAUAUCUCAUAUCUCUAACAACUUAUAAUCUUACUCCGUAUUUGGAGUCAUGGGUAUGGAUAUCUCCCAAGAACAAGUCUGUAAUAACACAUCAACAUUACUCGAAUACGCGGCUUCCGACGAUAUUAACAGCUUUAAACUCGCCGUUGAGUCGGGUGGUCUGCCGAUUGAUGAGGUGGGUGUUUGGUACACUCGUGGAAUUGGAACCAACAAAAUGUCUUACGAAGAGCGGACACCACUUAUGGUGGCCGCUCAAUAUGGUAGUAACAAUAUUCUUGAUUUUGUACUUCAAUUUGGUGGUGAUUCGGUUCAUGUUAACCGAGUUUCCGGGUCUGAUCGGGUCACCGCCCUUCACUGUGCAGUGGCUGGUGGCUCUCACAAUUCUCCUUAUGUCGUUCACCGCCUUAUUUCGGCUUCCGCUAACACCAACAUCGUUGAUGCUAACGGUAAUAGGGCGUCUGAUUUAAUCCACAUGUUUCCAAAAAUACCCUCGAAGAACAGUUAUAAGCAGCAGCUUGAUGUUCUGCUGAAAUCUGGGUAUUCUGAUUCAGAUUCUGGUUCAGUUUCCGGGUUCAGUUCUGAUUCCGAGUCCGAUUCCAAGAAGGAGUUUGCAGUUUCUGAACUGCCGGAUAUUAACAAUGGAGUUUACGGAAGUGAUGAUUUUAGGAUGUAUUGUUUCAAGAUUAAGCCGUGUUCGAGGGCGUAUACUCAUGAUUGGACGGAGUGCCCGUUUGCUCACCCCGGUGAGAAUGCAAGGAGGAGAGACCCGAAGAAGUACCAGUACACUUGCGUGCCGUGCCCCGAGUUCAAGAAGGGGAGCUGCAAGAAGGGAGAGGAGUGUGAGUUUGCUCAUGGUGUGUUCGAGUCGUGGUUGCAUCCGGCGCAGUAUAGGACUCGUUUGUGUAAGGAUGAGAUUGGGUGUGCUAGGAAGGUUUGCUUCUUUGCUCAUAAGAGGGAGGAGUUGCGCCCUGUGUAUGCUUCUACUGGUUCCGCGAUUCCUGAUGUGAAUGUGUCGUCGUCUCCUGGUGGUGGGUUUAGUUGUACAUCCACUCCUCCGAUGUCCCCUUCAUUUGCUCCGCUUUCCCCUAGCAACGGAGCAUCAGGGGGUGCAGGAGGGAUGUAUCAGGGGAAGUCGGGUUUUGGUGUCACACCUCCUAAUCUACAAUUACCUGGUAGUAGACUAAGGUCUAGCUUUAGUGCUAGAGAUGUGGAGUUGGAAAGAGAGCUGAUCAAAAUCGAGUCGCAGCUCAUGAACCAACAACAUCAGUACCAGCAGCAGCAACAACACCAGCAUCAGCAAGUUCUUUCACCUAGGCCGUCUCCUAGGUGGAACAACAACAAUAUGGGCAGGGCUAAUGACAUGAUGCAGGCUACUAAUCUCGAAUCAGCUUUUGCUUCGAUCAAUGUAGCAAGGAAGAUGUCACCCCCAAGUGUAUUGGAUUCACCUCUCAAUUCUCCAAGGAAGUUGUCACCUCCAAGGGCUCUUGACUCCCCUAAGUCAAUGGCUGCAGCAAUGCUGAACUCGCGAGCUGCAGCCUUUGUUAAGCGUAGCCAGAGCUUCAUUGACAGGACAGCUCCAGGAUCACCAAUGGGUGGUAAUAUGUCAAAUCCAAUGUCGACCCCUAUGUCCAAUUGGGGCUCGCCGAAUGGAACAUUGGAUUGGGGGAUCCAUGGAGAAGAGUUGAACAAGCUAAGGAAAUCGAAUUCAUUUGGUUUUCGUGGUGCCAACAAUAACAAUGCCAAUGCCACUAGAACUUCCCCACCCGGCUUCAAUGAGCCGGAUGUUUCUUGGGUGAAUUCUCUGGUGAAAGACGAGGCUGGUGCCGGGUUUUUGGGAGCAAGGUCGCCGAGUUAUGGUCGUAGUGGUGCAGGAAAUGGUGCUCAAGGUCAGGAUAUGUGUUUACCAUGGGAGCAAAUGUACAUAGAAGAGCAGUUGGUUAAUUGAAGGAGGUUUUAGGCCUAUGCUAACUAAACUAUUGAAUUCUAUUAUUUGAAUUUAUUGUUAUAUAGAGUAUAUUUUAAGGAUUAGGGGAGGAAAAUUCGAUUGAGGGAAGAUCAGAUUCAAAGAAUUUUAAGGGAUUUUCUCUGAUUGUAUAGUAGUACUAAGCAAAAUCUAUUCAUUUCAUUGUUUUUCUUUUAGAAUAAGGAUAUUUGAUAUGUUUGUAGGACAAUUCUUUCCUCUCAUGGAAUUUGAUUGUUUAUCUUUUGCUAGUAA